AUGGCGCGUAAUGGUUUUACUGAGAUAAUUGACACUUGGAGAGAUCCAUCUAGAAGAAAAGAAACUUCAUUGUCUCACGCUGCACAUUCACGCACUACCACUAUUGUCUGCAAUCUUGAGGAACGGUGUCUAAAUUGGCUCACGGCAGUUGCAAAGACUCUUACUAAUCGGGUCCACCCCAACUUAUUCCCGCACACAGUACCACCACGGUAG
Messenger RNA from Echinococcus granulosus, 213 nucleotides. RefSeq lists its product as hypothetical. The transcript has 2 exons. The record is from RefSeq and is a predicted model, not a curated record. NCBI's taxonomy places the organism in Eukaryota, Metazoa, Platyhelminthes, Cestoda, Cyclophyllidea, Taeniidae. The coding region runs from base 1 to 213 and encodes 70 amino acids.